GUGGGCUUCGGCCAAGAUCACCAAAGGGGCUGGCUGAGGAAUGUCCGGGGCGGCAGCAGCGCUGCCCAGCUCUGGGAUCCCGGCGGGUUCAGCUGCGGGCAGCGGCUGAGCGGGGCCGGCCGGCGCUCCCGGUGUGCCGGCGGUGCCGGAGAUCCCGGUGCUCCCGGUGGUGCCGGCGCUCCCGGUGUGCCGGAGCUCCCGGUGGUGCCGGCGCUCCCGGUGUGCCGGCGCUCCCGGUGGUCCCGGUGUGCCGGUGGUGCCAGAGGUCCCGGCGGUCCCGGUGGUGCCGGCGCUCCCGGUGGGCAGCAUGCACCUGUACAAGGCGGCGUGUGCCGAUAUGCCCCGGCCCCGGGCGGGCGGGCGGAGGGCAGGCGAGACCCCCCGGGCUCGGAGCGCUGCCCCCGGCUGGCCCCGACCCCGCAGCCCCCGCAGCCAGGGCAAACAGCUGGAGAGGUUCCUGCAGCUGCACGGGCUGGGCACCAGCGACAGCGCCCGCCAGAGCGGCACCAUGAGCUACAGCGGAUUGCUGCCCGCUCUAGAAGACCUCGCUUAGCGAUGCCGGCAGCGAUUUUUCCGGGCGGAUCUGCCUGAACGCCUGCCUUCCCUCCGAGCACAAAGGAGGCCCGUCG
Messenger RNA from Pyrgilauda ruficollis (rufous-necked snowfinch), 629 nucleotides. Its product is annotated as voltage-gated potassium channel subunit beta-1-like. NCBI's taxonomy places the organism in Eukaryota, Metazoa, Chordata, Aves, Passeriformes, Passeridae. The transcript is spliced from 2 exons. The record is from RefSeq and is a predicted model, not a curated record. The coding region runs from base 308 to 553 and encodes 81 amino acids.